AUGGCGGAAGUUCGUGAAAUUCCUUCUGGAACAUAUAAUCUGAAAUUCGGCGAAUCAUUUCAUGAACGAGGAGAAAAGCCUGUUUAUCACACGCUUCGAUUUGAUUUCAAGCCAAAAUCAUUGGCAGGUGAGAAAGAAACAUUCAUAGCGUUUGGUGGAAAUGGUGAUGUACAGGUAGCAGUACCAGGUGAUGGAGAUGCCUUAACAGUGUUUAAAGGAGCACAAAAGCCGGUAAAAGGUGAGAAAGAAUGUUUACUGUUUUUCGAUCAUUCAACCGGGGAAAUGAGGAUUGAAAAGCUUUCAUCCAUAAUGUCUGUGAAAAAAACAAGAGAUAACGAAGAUAGCGCCUCUAUAAAGUUACGGUUCGAAAUUGAACGAUUACGGAAAGGAAGCGGAGAAAAGUCGGAUGGUGAAAUGGAUGAUACCAAAAGUUCAAGCAGUUCUUCAACAGUUGCAUCAUCUGAAUCGUGUGAUUCCGAUUCCGAAUGUGAUGACGGAGAUAGAAAAUCAGCAUUGGUAACAUCAAAAAGUAUGCGCAGCAGUGAUGAUUCUAGAAGUAUGAGUAGUGAUACUGGUGAUGAUGAUGACUUACAAGGUGCUUUUAUUUUCAGGCAUGACUAAGCGCUGGAGCAGCAACUACGUUCGCAAUCGAUGCCCUCAAUUGAAGAAACAAAACAAAGAAAAGUCAAAUCAUAUCCUCCACCGCCGCUACCGGUUAAUAGUAAUACAAAAAAAUUAUUACAUGAUGAUUUACAAUUAAGUGAAAGCUCGGAUGAAGAUUAA
Messenger RNA from Acanthocheilonema viteae, 783 nucleotides. Lineage: Eukaryota; Metazoa; Nematoda; Chromadorea; Rhabditida; Onchocercidae. The record is from the annotation of a GenBank genome assembly.